Phalaenopsis equestris is the source of this 1850-nucleotide messenger RNA. RefSeq names its product CBL-interacting protein kinase 6-like. Lineage: Eukaryota; Viridiplantae; Streptophyta; Magnoliopsida; Asparagales; Orchidaceae. Gene Ontology annotation, biological process: signal transduction; protein phosphorylation. The coding region runs from base 348 to 1658 and encodes 436 amino acids. The record is from RefSeq and is a predicted model, not a curated record. Gene Ontology annotation, molecular function: ATP binding; protein kinase activity. The transcript has a single exon.
UGAACUCCGCCUAAUUCUAAUUGCUUUACAUAAAACCCCCUACUUCAGUCAUAUCAGACAUCAGGUCGAACACGACAGUACCUUCUGCAAACCAUAUUUCAAUUGCCACCUGCCUCCUGCGCCCGGCUGCGCAGCUCAUUCCAUCCCUCCCUCCUCUCCCUACUCCGCCGAGGAAUGCAUCGAGAUGAGGAGAUCUGACCCCGACCUUGCCGUAAAACGCAAGCAGCACGCCGGUCGGUCCUUUCAUCGGAAGCAUGUCGAGGACGGGUAGACUCCUCCGUUUCUUCUCCUCCUCCUCCCAUCUCUUUCCAUCUUCCUCCUCUUAAGCGCAAACAUCACGCCCCAAAAUGGAAGAUCUAUCUUCACUAUCUCCAAACUCAGAAGGCCGAAACGUCCUCCGAGGCCGCUACGAACUCGGCCGCGUUCUCGGCCAGGGCAGCUUUGCUAAGGUCUACAUCGCCCGCAACCUCCGUACCGGCAAGAACAUCGCCAUGAAAGUGGUAGGCAAAGAGAAGGUCAUCAAGGUGGGAAUGACGGAGCAUGUGAAGCGCGAGAUAUCUGUUAUGAAAAUGGUAACUCACCCGAACAUCGUCGAGCUCCAUGAAGUGAUGGCGACGGUAUCCAAGAUCUAUUUCGCGAUGGAGCUUGUGCGAGGAGGUGAGCUCUUCUCCAAGAUCGCCCGAUCAGGCCGUCUCCGCGAGGAUUUAGCUCGUCAUUACUUCCGGCAGUUGAUCUCCGCUGUCGAUUUCUGCCACUCGCGCGGCGUGUACCAUCGAGAUCUCAAGCCGGAGAAUCUCCUACUAGACGAUGUUGGUAACCUCAAGGUCGCUGAUUUCGGGCUCUCCGCAUUCGCCGAUCAUGUGCACACAGACGGCCUACUCCACACCACCUGCGGUACUCCGGCCUACGUCGCGCCAGAGGUCAUCGGGAAGAAGGGUUACGAUGGCGCGAAGGCCGAUCUAUGGUCUUGUGGAGUCAUCCUUUUCGUACUUCUCGCCGGGUUCCUUCCCUUUCAGGAUGACAACAUCGUCGCAAUGUAUAAGAAAAUCCACCGAGGUGAUUUCCGGUGCCCGCCUUGGUUCUCUCCCGACGUCCGCCGCCUGAUCAACAAGCUGCUCGAUCCUAAUCCCAAAACCCGCAUCACCGUAGCCAAGCUGAUCGAAAUUCCCUGGUUUAGAAAAAACCCUAUUCCAAAAUCAGUUACCGAUACCUCGAUUGCAUCUGAGAAGAAAGAAGGCGAGGAGCCCCUGAAGCUUAAUGCAUUUCAUCUGAUAUCUCUGUCCGAGGGCUUCGAUCUAUCGGCGCUCUUUGAGAGCGGGGAGAGUAGGGAGGAAGGAAUGAGGUUCUUCACGAAGGAGCCGGCGAGCGGUGUGAUAUCAAGGCUUGAGGAGUUGGCGAUGAGAGCACCUGGAAGGCUUCGGGUGACUAAGAGCUCGGCAGCCGGGGUGAGGCUCGAGGGGCUGAAGAGUGGCCGGAGAGGGCGGCUUGCGGUGGCCGCAGAGAUAUUCGCGGUGGCACCCUCUCUGCUGGUGGUGGAUGUGAAGAAGGAUGGGGGCGAUUCACUUGAGUACCGGCGGUUCUGUAGCUCUGAGCUCCGGCCAGCUCUGAAUGACAUCAUCUGGGCAUCGUCUGGAGCUCAGGCCACCUCCGGCGCUUGAGCCGUCAGGUCAUCUUUUCUUUCUCCUGCAUUGGAUAUGUACGGUGAGUACUAUGGAAGGCCCGGUGAGAGAAAUCUUAUUUGUAAGCUCCAUUAAGUCUCUGUGGAUUUUUGUUUUUGUGUCUCUGUUUUUAUCUAUUUGAUGUAUAUUGUAAAUUGUGAGUAGUAAUCAUAGUUGUAGAAAUUUGAGUUU